Microthlaspi erraticum is the source of this 1398-nucleotide messenger RNA. NCBI's taxonomy places the organism in Eukaryota, Viridiplantae, Streptophyta, Magnoliopsida, Brassicales, Brassicaceae. The record is from the annotation of a GenBank genome assembly.
AUGGCAAAGACAAAAGGAAAUGAGAGUAUGAAGAAGAAGAAGAACCCAUUCAUGGAACCACCAAAGAAGCAAAUCAAGCUAGGGAGUAGUAGCUCCAAUGCAAGAGCAGCAAUACCAACUUCACCACAUUCCAUUGAUGCAAGUCAAGAACAUGUGGAGAGUCCAAGAAGAGGAGAAGAUGAUUGGGCACUUGUAACCUUUGUUGGAGAACAAAUCCAAGACCCAAGAAAGUGUAAGAAGGCAAUGGAGAAGGUGAACAUCGAGCCAUGUGUGAAGAUGGACACCCAAACCCUUGAUCUUCUCAAGAUAAGAGAUGAUGUCACAUGGUACAUAAGGAAGCUAGGCUUGAGCAAGCUCUUCAAGCUAGAGUGUAGUGAGUACUCACAACUCACCAAGGAGUUCCUCUCCACAGUAGCUCUUGCCUUUCCCAACCACAAUGGAGACCAACCAGCUGGUGAUGGACUCCUACUCUUCAAGAUAGGCGAUGCCAAUGGGCGCAUCUCCAUCUCAGCUCUAUGCCAACUCUUUGGACUUCCCAAUGAGACAGCACAUGACUUCAAGGAGAACUCAAAGAGGAAACAAGCUGCCUUUGCUGAUUGGACACACUUUGCCAAUGAACCAUUCUUGCCUUCAAGGUCAAAGGUGUCUAGAAUCACUCAUCCAGCCAUUCGCUAUGUGCACCGCCUCAUCUCCACCACUUUCCAAUGCAAACAAGAAGCCAACAAGGUCACAACUGAUGAGUUCUACAUCCUCACCACACCAUUCAUCAAGCAUGAGUACAAGGCCAACCUUGGACUUUUACUUGCCAAGACAUUCAUCAAUGUGAGGAAGCUAGCUAAAGACUUGGAAGGCAACAAGAAGCUUUGUGUUCGUUUUGGGAGGCUUAUCACGGCCAUAGUACUGCAUGUGGGGAUUGACAUUCCCAACUAUGAGCCACUACCCAAGCCAACCCCUUUGGAUCUCCAUGCUCUUCAGCACAUCCACUUCCUAAACCGUUGGACUAAAGACCCAACUCGGUUUUGCUAUGAGUUUCCAAUUGGUCCAGCCAACACUUCCCUUGUCUUGCUGCCACAUGAGACAUCCCAAGCCUACGCUCAGGAGUUUCAAGACUCAACGCCGCCACCAAGAACGCCAUGUUCUCACUACUGGCAUGGCGCGCACCAAGCUCUAGACCGUGUUAACAAGCUGGAGAAGAUCGUGGAGUGCCAAUCUCGCUUCAUCUCACGCCUAGUCCGUGUAGUUCGCCACAUUGCACCGGAGAGACUCUUUCGCCCUUCUUCCACCGCUAGAGAGCCAUAUGAGCCUGACCUUGGUGAGUUCUCACUAGACUCAGAGCUUGGUUCAGAAGGCGAUGACCCCAUAGAUGAGGAAGAGAGUUCUUCUCACUGCCACACAUAG